AUGAUUUCGUUAACACUCUCUUCAGAAAGUGUUCGCCACACUGUCAUCACCAAUGAACAAGACACUCCAUUCAGACUUGGCGUCCGCACUACGACGAUUCACAAAAUCAAGCCCAAUGACGACAAUUCUCGUAUGCAGGACCAAUUCGAGAUUAUGGGAGAGAUCGAGUGGCACACAUUCGCUUCCUCCAAGUUCCGUUUUGGUGGAACCGAAGUAGAGACGAAGAAUUUCAUUCCAAACAGAGGCUGGAUGGGUCGGAAGCGCGUUUUUAUUGGUCCAGAUGGUCGCUCUUAUCGCUGGGAUCUCCAGGACAAAGUCGUUGUUCUCUUUCUAGACGAUGGGUCUCAAACUGAGGUCGCUCGCUAUCAUAGGGCGACGCUCGGAAUUAUAGGAAAGAAACGUAAAGCCACGCUGGAAGUAUCACCUGCAGUAGCUCAUAUGAUGGACACCGUCAUCAUGACGUUCAUCUAUGUCGAGAAACUCAGGAUGGACGACGAACAGGCUACAAGAAAUAUUAAUGCCGCAGCCUCGGGGGCUGGUGCACCUUUCAUCAUGAUAUCAACCAGUGGUGACCUCACUGACACCCCUGACCGCAGCAUUCUUGGCACUACUGUAAUGACUACGACAGCUUGUCGGCAACAGCGACCCUAA
Messenger RNA from Suillus paluster, 651 nucleotides. RefSeq lists its product as uncharacterized. Bases 1 to 651 code for a protein of 216 amino acids. The record is from RefSeq and is a predicted model, not a curated record. Lineage: Eukaryota; Fungi; Basidiomycota; Agaricomycetes; Boletales; Suillaceae. The transcript is spliced from 6 exons.